ACAGAACUCUCUCGUGGGCCACGGGUCGGCCUAUGGUGACGUCAUACCCAUAACCGCGACGAUGGCGGACAUGAACGUGGUAACCGUAAAAGGAAAUGGGUGGUGCCAAGAAUAAGGUCGACUGCGGUCGGCGCGAUACAGCCAUACAGCUUGAUUCGCUAACUUUGCGUCAUUUCAUUUGAGGUGUUGAAAAGUCUUUCGUUUUCACUAAUUAGAUCUUGUGCUAGAGCGACAGCUUCCAUAAGUAAGCGGGUGUGCUUCGACGAUUGUAUUUUUAUAAAAGUCACAAAUGCCUGGAAUCGAUAUGUCCCUUGACAAUAUGUUCUGCUCCCGUUGUGGAGAUGGAUUUGAACCUCAUGAAAAAAUUGUGAAUUCGAAUGGUGAAUUAUGGCAUACACAGUGUUUUGUGUGUGCUCAGUGCUUCAGACCUUUCCCUGAAGGUAUAUUUUAUGAGUUUGAGGGGCGAAAAUAUUGUGAACAUGAUUUUCAUGUGCUCUUUGCACCUUGCUGUGGUAAAUGUGGAGAAUUUGUGAUUGGUCGUGUAAUCAAAGCCAUGAAUGCAAAUUGGCAUCCACGAUGUUUUCGAUGCCAAAUGUGUGAUAAGGAGCUGGCUGAUCUUGGUUUCAUUCGAAAUCAAGGUCGGGCUCUGUGUCAUGAAUGCAAUGCAAAAGCCAAAGCUGUGGAUCUUGGAAAAUACGUGUGCCAUAAGUGUCAUGGCCUCAUUGACGACAAACCAUUACGAUUUCGUGGAGAAGUAUAUCAUCCCUACCACUUUAAUUGUACUGCCUGUGGUGUGGAACUGAAUUCUGAUGCCAGGGAAGUACGCAGUAGACCUGGUUUUGCAGCAAAUGAAAUGAAUGAAUUGUACUGUUUGCGUUGUCAUGAUAAAAUGGGAAUCCCUAUAUGUGGAGCUUGCAGACGUCCAAUUGAAGAAAGAGUUGUAACGGCUCUUGGCAAACAUUGGCAUGUUGAGCAUUUUGUUUGCGCUAAGUGCGAGAAACCUUUCCUUGGUCAUCGACAUUAUGAAAAGAAGGGUCUUGCCUACUGUGAGACACAUUACCAUCAAUUGUUUGGUAAUCUUUGUUUUGUAUGCAAUCAAGUUAUUGCAGGAGACGUAUUUACUGCAAUGAAUAAAGCAUGGUGUGUUCACCAUUUUGCCUGUUCGGUUUGUGAUCAGAAAAUGAAUCAAAAGACAAAAUUUUAUGAAUUUGAUCUGAAGCCAGUAUGCAAAAAAUGCUAUGAAAAGUUUCCAAGUGAGCUGAAACGUCGACUUCGCAAAGCCCAUGAGCAGACCCCAAAGAAGAUGCCACUAUAAAUCUUGUACUUUUACAAAACCUGUUUUUUUUUUUCUCCUAUCCCUUCCCAUUUAAAAUACAUCUUUUCCAUCUAGACUAGUGUGGUUUUCAAUGGUGUAUAGACAGAAAUAUACGUUAGAGAAAUAAAGAAUGUCAUGUUUAUUUGGCUCAGUCUUGUUCAAUUGAGGGUUUUUAUCUGCAUAUGGUGAUAUUCUGAAUGAAUGAUCGUACUACAAUUUGCCUUUGCUCUUAAACAAGUAAAGAUUGUAUGGUUGUUUCACACUUGCUGUUGCUUAAGGAUAUUGCAGUCCAAAUACUUACUGUUGGAAAUUAUUGUAGUUUGUGUGAUUUCUGUUAUCUCUGCAACAAAUGCCCCAAAUAUGUUCAUUUUCAUUCUCUUUUAAAUGUUCAAGUGAUUCAAAAGAAGCAGAGAAGUCAAAUCUGGUUCAAACUAUUGAGCCUAAUAUAUCACAUUUCUUUGUAUUUAUCUGUAAUGUCUUUGUAGCGUUGCUUGAAGCACAUCAACAUAACUUGUGUGGCACAGGUCUAAAUUGAUGAUAUAUGUCAUAGUUGUCAGUCUCGUUCUCUUGGUGGAUUGGUCCCCUAUAAUUAUAUAUAAAGCUAUAAAGGAUCGAGGUUCAUCAUAUUACUAAAAAUAAUUGUGAUUUUCAGAUUUUAUAUAAAUAAUCCCGAUUUGAAAUAUUGGUCCAAAAUGUCUUUUAAACCUUGGCCCAUGAUCUAUCAAAAUAUCACUCAUAAGUAAGUCGGCACCAACUGAACAAUUAAAAUAGUUCCAAAAGAUUUCAAAUCAUCCAACUAGUCCUAUCAAUUCCUAGUGAAUGUUAUAAAGUUGUGAGCUUCCAAAUAGUUAAUUUACUUUUCUGUAUUUUUAUUUCCCAGUUAAAUUUAAUUUGUGUGCGUGUGUAAUUUUAAAAGUUAUUUCAAUAUCCAAAUCAUGCAAUGCUAAUCUGUUCAACUUAAAAUUUGCCUGUUUAACAGCUUAGCAAAUAUUGCCAAUUUUAAGUCUUUUGGAUUUUUGAUAUUUAACUUCAGAUGUUGUUUCAAGAAAAGUGUUUAUUGAAAAGCAUUCGUUUUUAUAAGCUUAGUAAAAUAUAAAUUUUCAUAGACCACAUUCCUAGGAACUGAACAUAUUUUGUCUGAAUGUUUAUUUGAAGAUCAUAAUUGAAUCAUAAGGUGCUUGAGACUUAUAUUGGAAGUUGUGUGUUAAAAUAGAUAUGAAUGUCUUACAUGAAUUUUUUAUACCAUUUUAAUAUUGGGUUUUUCAGUUCCAGAUGAUAUAAUAAACAUUAUUCAUAUAUUGGCAUUUCAAAAAAAUUACAAUUUUGCAGAACUUUGUUUAAAGGUUUGUUUUAUGUUGUACUAAUUGAAGGAGUUGGUACCAACCCACAUGUCUGUAAGUUUUACUCCACCAAAGAAAAAACGUUGUAGUGAAUAUAUUUUUAGGAUACAUUCUAAGAUCUUCGUUUUGGAUUUAUGAAAUGUGGGUUAGCUAUAUUUGGCCAGCUCAAAUUAAAUAUAUUAUUAAGUAACUUAGGGCUGUAUUCUUUGAGCAACCUUUAAGUGUUUACUUAUUUGUAUUUUCAAUUCAUAGUCGUCAUGUGUUUGCUUAAGAAUUCACUUAUUCUUAUAAGUAUCCUUAAUGGACCCUUAUUUUUCAACAUGAUAUAACAAAAGAUUUUUAUGAGCUUUUGGAAUUAUUGAAAUCAAUAUGGAAGAUCGUACCAAAAUAAUAUUUGAGAGAUAUGGAAAACCCUUUGGAAAUGCAUGGGGAACAAGAAUCUAAGAUAAGAGAUCAUUUUGACAAGGAUUUGGUUGCAAAAAUUAGUGUCUCUGUUGCUCACUACAGUCACUUGCUCAUUGCUUUGUAGUAAUUCAAGUGUAGACUAUGAAUACAGCUCUUAAUGUCAUGAAAUUAUAUAUUUAUAAAUGUGUUUUAAUAUCAAAUACCAUUUUGCACUUUUGCAAUUGUAUAUUUCAUUCUCAUUUUAAUUAUAAUGAACUAAAUAUAAAAUCGAAUAUUGUUGUAAUAAUAUUUAAAAAUAUUCUGUGCAGACUUACUUACUAGCUAAGUGCUGGUCAUGCUUGGUGAUUUCUUAAUGUAUCUGGUGUUUUGUGGUUGUAACAUUUUGUUUCUACCUAAAUCUGGUAUAAUUGAAGCAAAAUGUGCUUACUGUUUGAAAUUAUGAAGAUGAUACAAAUGACUGCUUAGUACUGUGGCUGAUAACAUGAACAUUAUACAAAAAUAAAAUAUUAUUGAGAAAUGUAACUGUAUUAAGAUAUCUAAAAUAUUAGUUUCUUCUAUCUGUAUUGAAGAUCUGCAUUUAAGAUAAGUUAUGAAGUAUACUGUCAUGCAUUUUUGUUUGAGAGUUCAUAAUUUUCAUUAGAAUUUUAGUCAUUAAGUGAAUGGCAGAGAUAAUUAAUUCUUCCUUAUUAACAGAUUAAAGAUAUUAUUCUGAUAUUAGUUUCAGAAUGUUCAGUUCUUGGAUAUUUUUUUUUUAAUGUACGAUUGGAAGACUGCCUACUUUUUCUGACUGUUCAGCUGGUCUGUACAACAAAUAUAUCAUUUAUAUAUUAAUUAUAUACUAUGCUAUAAUUAGACAAUUUUUUAGCCUACAGAUUUAUGUGCCUUACAUAUUGUUGGUAGGAGAAUUGAUAUUUUAAAUUUAUGUGCUAUUGUGUUUGUUAGCUAAUGUUAACUAAUGAAUGUACUAUGAAUUUUUAUCGUAUAAAAAAAUCAUCUAAUACAUUUUUAAUCGUUUUGCAGUUAAUUUUUUGUAGAUCUGCAUUUCUUUUUUUAAUUUUUAACAUUCUUGCAGACAUUUUUUUCAAUAAUACAUGUAUAUUUUUAUAGUGCUGUAUGAGUGAAUUAAAUUAAAUAUAUCGUUCUACUCAA
This is a messenger RNA of Gryllus bimaculatus (two-spotted cricket), 4209 nucleotides long. The record is from the annotation of a GenBank genome assembly. NCBI's taxonomy places the organism in Eukaryota, Metazoa, Arthropoda, Insecta, Orthoptera, Gryllidae.